AUGGAAAAUUAUGCAGGACGAUCCAGUGAUUUACGUGAAUUAUUGAUGAACGAUCUUAGUGAAACUAAUGAUAAUAUUGAUUCUGAAGUUGAGCCAGUGGAAUCAGAAGAAUCAGUCGUGGUGCCGGUAGGCCUAGGGGCAAGCCCAUCAGUGAGUCAGCCUUGUGAUGAGACAGGUGAUGAAUCAGAUCUUGAUGUAGACAUUUAUGGUUUGACACCUGAACAUAGUCUUACAGACUUCUCCUCUGGAUCAGAAGAUGACUAUGUCCCACAUAGCAGUGAAUUAGAUACCAGUCAAAGAGAAGUAACAGAUUUAGACGUAGGCCUAGAUGUACCAACCGUAGGUUUGGGUCCACCUGCUCCACCUCCUGGUCCUGGAGGGGAUGCAGCAGCUAGGCUAGGAAUACCCCCAAUUCCAAAUAUUACUAGGCCUAUUUGGACAAGGGUCUACCCCCCAGAACCUGAAGGGGAGGAUAUAGAAACUAAGUUUACUGUGAGAAAUACUGGGAUUAGAGACUGUCCACCCCGCAACAGCAAGCCAAUUGCUUACUUCAAUUUGUUUUUCCCCUACGCAAUCUGGAUGUUAUUCACAACUGAAACCAAUGCAUAUGCAUCCAGAGAAGUAACUCGAAGGAGAUUGUCGGGGGAAUUGAGGGGACAGUCACGGUUACGACACUGGGUUGACGUAACAUACAGUGAAAUGAAGAAGUAUAUAGCGCUGGUGAUAAAUAUGGGCCUAAUUGGAAAAAAAAAUCUUAUUGACUAUUGGGACCAAUCUUUCAGCCAGAGAGUUCCAUUUUUCCCUGAAAUUAUGUCAAGAAACCGUUUCCAGGCUAUAUCGUCAAUGUUUCAUCUCACUUCAGAGCCUUUUAUCGCUAAAGGAGAACCGGGUUAUGAUCCUUGGCAGAAAAUAAGGAAACUCCUAGAUCACUUGAAUGAUGCUUUCAAAAGACAUUUUGUCCCAUCCCAGAACCUAGCAAUCGAUGAAAGUAUGAUAGGAAUGAAGAAUCGGACAAUAUUUAUACAAUAUAUGCCUAACAAGAGACAUGCGCGCUUUGGAAUUAAAAAAUUUGAAAUAUGUGACAGUGCUACCGGUUAUUUGCUCCAUACUGCCCUUUAUAGUGGUAAAGACUUUUUGAGUGAUGGAGAUGAUCCAUUCACUCAAAAAGUUAUAUUUGAGAUGAUGAAUCAGACUCGAUUGUUGGGGAAACAUCAUCAUGUCUUUACAGAUAACUUUUACACUAAGCUACCCCUAGCCGAAGCUUUGUUACGCAACGACACAUAUCUAACUGGUACAGUAAACAAGAAGUCUAAAGAUUUAUCCCGAGCAGUGGUAGGAACACAAUAUGAGGCAGGUCAAACUGUUUAUUUCAGGAAAGGAAAGGUGUUGCUCGUCGGCUAUAAGCAAAAAAAGAAGAGGAAACCCGUUUAUCUUAUAACAACUGCUUGCCAUGCGGAGGAUAGAAAUAUAGUUAGUCGCAGUGGGCUACAAGCUGUGAAACCCCUAGUUAUUCACAAGUAUAAUCUAUCUAUGGGGGGUGUGGAUCAAAAAGAUAAAUCCAUAUAUCAUCACUCAUGUACCAGGCCAACUCGCAAGUAUUGGCGAAAGAUAUUCUUCAACCUAAUGGACAUGGCCAUGCUAAACGCCUACAUUUUAUACUCCAGGAACACAGAUCACCCUCUUUCAAGGAAAAGAUUCAUGGUGGAUAUUGUUGAAACACUUGUCAGGCAACAACCACCUGCAGAACCUGUUCAAGUAAAUCCCUUGGAACACAAUCUAGUGCAGUUUCCAUAG
Macrosteles quadrilineatus (aster leafhopper) is the source of this 1794-nucleotide messenger RNA. RefSeq names its product piggyBac transposable element-derived protein 4-like. The coding region runs from base 1 to 1794 and encodes 597 amino acids. The transcript has a single exon. Lineage: Eukaryota; Metazoa; Arthropoda; Insecta; Hemiptera; Cicadellidae. The record is from RefSeq and is a predicted model, not a curated record.